AACAUCACGUAGAGAAAAAGCUUAGGAGUUUUCUAAAAGCGAAGACGGAUCGGCAAACAGUGAGCAGAAAAAAAGUGAAAUUCGGCAGUGAAAAUCCAUUCCCAGCGCGCAAUUUCCUGCUGCAAAACGCGUAUCGGUGCCCAUUGGUGACGGCCAGCUAGGAAAUCGAACCCGAGCGAUGGGUAAAUCGAAGAAGAAGUACGAGAGUAGCAGCAGUUCCAGCUCGGAAGCUUCCGAAUCGAGUGACACUUCCAGUUCGGAAGACUUGGAGGUCAAGCGGCGAAGCAAGAAGAAGAAGAGCAGCAGCAGCGGCCGGAAGCACAAGAAGUCCUCCGGGAAGACACACGCCAGCUCCGGAACGGAACCGGAUUCGGCCAGCGAGCAGUCCAGUGACGAUGCUGCGGCCAAGGCGGCGGCAGUGGCCGCGGCCGCCGCCAAGAAGAAACACAAAAAGAACAAGAAGCAGAAGAAGGCCAAGAAGCACAAGAAACAUAAGGUAAGGGCCGACUCCGAGGACGAGAAGCGAGUCCACGUAGAGGAAGAGGAGAAAGAACUGAUCGAGGAGGUGGUUCCGGAGAGGAGACACCGCACCACCUCCUCGGAUGACUACAGAAAGGAAAGGGAUUCGUACGGUGGCCGCAGAGAGCGUUCUCCGGUCGACAGAGACCGCGGCCAGGGACGAGAUCGUGACCGGGAACGGGACCGGGGGGAUCGCUUCAGAACCGGCAGUCAGCAGCAGAAGCACCCCUCCUCAAAGUGGGACAGCCCGGCCGAUGGCGGAGAGUACCGCCGGAAGCGUUCACAUUCCCCCCGAGAGCAAUCGUCCGGCGGUUACAGCAGAUCUGGUCAACGGAGUCACUACGAGGACGCCUAUAGAGGUAAGGCUCCGCGAUCGCCUCCCCCGAGAGAAUCUCCCCCACCGCCUCCGCCAUCUUCGUCACACGGUCGUGGAGAUUACGAUCGAAGCGGCGGGGGAAGGGGUGGAAGAGGCCGGGGCGGAGGUCGGUACGAGGAACGGCACCACUCGCCUCCGCCUCCACCACCGCAACAGCAGGACAGACGCUGGGGAGGGGGCGGGGAUCGGUAUGAGGACGAUCGCAACCGAGGCGGGGAUGAGUUCAGGAAGCCUUCUUCCUCCGGGGGAAGGCGUUUCGAAGGGGAGGAACGACGGUUCGAAGGCGGCCGGAGGGGAGGUCACCAGUUUGCGCCCCAAUCCCAGCCCAGAGAGCGCUAUGACGAUUAUGGAAGCCGUGAUCGGAAUCCGCGGGAUCGCUACCAGCGGCGAGAGGAUUUCGACGAUCGUGGUCCACGCCGACGCAAUUCCUCUCCGAUGGGAGGAGGACCGCCGGCGCGAGGUGGGCGCGAUCGUAGUCCCAUGCAGCAUCCGGAUUUCGGCGGCCGCGGGGACUUUGGUGGUCGCGGAGGCGGUAAUGGCGGCGGUGGCUAUCGUGAUCGUUUCGACGGUCCUCCGGAGCGUGGUCGGUUUGGACGAGGUGGACGCGGUGGCGGUCCGUAUGAUCGCGGCGGCGGUCGUGGAGGACGUGGCGGACGCCGGGGGUUUUCCCACGCGGAAGGCGGUGGCUUCCACUCGGAUCGUGACAUGAGCGGAGGGGACCAUCGUAAGCCUCCGCCUCCGACUGGUUGGGGUAGGAGAUCUCCGCCCCCUUCACCGAGGGGAUCUCCGUCGCGGUCGAGAUCACGCGAUCGCAAUGGUGGCGCCCUAAAUCGCGGCCGGGGAAAACGAGUCAGUUCCCCGCCGCCGCCAUCGGUCAAGAUGGAACGCCGUGACUCGCCACAUUCCCGCAGUCGAAGCCCGGGACGAGGGCCGGCUCCGUUGCCACAGCGCCAGCGCAAGGCCCCCAAGAAGGAGGAGAAGGAAGAGGACGAAGGGGACUACGAGUGGGGUGGCAAACGGAAGCAACCGAAGCGCGAAGCAGGAAGUCGCGCCGGCAGCCAUGACUCUGACGACAAGGGCCCGGAGGAGAAGGAAAAGCCCAACUUUGCCCUAUCCGGCAAGCUAACCGAAGAGGCCAACAAGGUCAACGGCGUGGUCAUCAAGUACGCUGAACCGCCGGAAUCGCGCAAGCCAAAACGCCGCUGGCGUUUGUACCCCUUCAAAGGGUACCAGGCCUUGCCCACGAUGUACAUUCACCGGCAGAGCUGCUACCUGAUCGGGCGCGAUCGCAAGGUUUGUGACCUUCCGAUCGAUCACCCGUCCUGCUCGAAGCAGCACGCCGCCCUCCAGUACCGCUUGGUGCCGUACGAGCGCGAGGACGGAACGGCCGGCAAGAGGGUUCGGCCGUACAUUAUUGACCUGGAAUCGGCCAACGGAACAUUCGUAAAUAACAAGAAGAUCGACACCAAAAAGUACAUCGAGCUUCUUGAGAAGGACGUGCUCAAGUUUGGAUUUAGCUCGCGCGAGUACGUGCUGCUGCAUGAGAACAGUAAGGAGGACGAGGAGGACGAUGAUGUGGUGGAUGAGAAGGGUGGCGGCACAGCUCCCAGUAAUGGAGCUUCGGGCAAUGCUCGGAGCAAGCGGGAACCAAGCGAGUGAAGGCAUGGGAUCAGACUCGAGAUUUGAAUUUUACUUAAAUUGUAGACCACAAAGAAGAAGACGAAAUCAACAUAGGGAGGAAGCAAGAAGCAUCUCCCAUUCUAAGCAUAUUGUCAGCAAGAAAUUUUAGAAGAAGCGCCCCCACUCGUUACUAGUGUGUGUGUGUGUCACUGUAAUAGAUAACUACCAACCAAUAUCAAGAGAGGAAUCCACAAAUAAAAAGUAUUCUAAUCACA
Messenger RNA from Aedes aegypti (yellow fever mosquito), 2790 nucleotides. RefSeq names its product eukaryotic translation initiation factor 3 subunit A. The transcript is spliced from 6 exons. The record is from RefSeq and is a predicted model, not a curated record. Bases 179 to 2554 code for a protein of 791 amino acids. Gene Ontology annotation, biological process: miRNA processing. Gene Ontology annotation, molecular function: mRNA binding; protein binding. Lineage: Eukaryota; Metazoa; Arthropoda; Insecta; Diptera; Culicidae. Gene Ontology annotation, cellular component: nucleus.